AUGAUGACAUCCAAAGAAGUGGCCAAAUGUGAUGCAGUGGAGAACAGGAGGCGAAGUCCGCUGGACCACUUGCCGCCUCCUGCCAACUCCAACAAGCCGCUGACCCCCUUCAGCAUCGAGGACAUCCUGAACAAGCCCUCUGUGAAACGAAGUUACACCAUUUGCGGCACAGCUCAUCUCAUUUCGUCCUCUGAGAAGCACCGUCCGUCCAGCAUCCCUCUGUCCAGCCGGGCUCUGCUAAACCAGACCUCCCCCCUCUGCGCGCUGGAGGAGCUGGCCAGCAAGACCUUCAAAGGGCUGGAAGUCAGCGUUUUACAGGCUGCAGAAGGCCGGGACGGGAUGACUCUGUUCGGCACGAGAAGCACCCCGAAGAAGCGCCGGAAGUCUCGGACGGCGUUCACCAAUCACCAAAUCUAUGAGCUGGAGAAGCGCUUCCUGUACCAGAAGUACCUGAGCCCGGCCGACCGGGACCAGAUCGCGCAGCAGCUGGGCCUGACGAACGCGCAAGUCAUCACGUGGUUUCAGAACCGCAGGGCCAAGCUAAAACGGGACCUGGAAGAGAUGAAGGCCGACGUGGAGUCGGCUAAGGCCACCGGCAAUGUCCCUUUGGAAAAGCUCGCCAAGCUGGCGGACCUUGAGAAAUGCGCCAACGGCACGCUGGGCCACCCGCGACCAAAUUCCCCCAAGCGGGUCGGCCAGCAGGAGCUCGAGCUCGCUCAGAAACUGCGGAACUCGCCGCUGUCUCCGUUUUCAGACCACACAACUAGUAAAGAGUGCUCAGAGGACGAGGACGUGGAGAUUGAUGUGGAUGACUGA
Messenger RNA from Trematomus bernacchii (emerald rockcod), 816 nucleotides. RefSeq names its product transcription factor LBX1-like. The transcript is spliced from 2 exons. The coding region runs from base 1 to 816 and encodes 271 amino acids. Gene Ontology annotation, biological process: regulation of DNA-templated transcription. The record is from RefSeq and is a predicted model, not a curated record. Gene Ontology annotation, molecular function: DNA binding; DNA-binding transcription factor activity, RNA polymerase II-specific. NCBI's taxonomy places the organism in Eukaryota, Metazoa, Chordata, Actinopteri, Perciformes, Nototheniidae.